AUGAACUUACCUGACAUUGGCUCGUUAUCACUCAAUGGAACAGCGUCGAAGAUGCAAGGAGCACCUGCUCCGACGCUCCCGCCGGACAUCGCUGAGGCGGACACGUCGGAUCGGGGGAUGGCAAAAUUGAAGUCCUAUGCGGAAGCCUUGCCCUAUUCAAUAGAACCUAAUUCUAAAAUGCAAGAUAUGCUAAAUCUCAUAAUAACACGGAUUGUGCAGUGUGUUGAAGCGAAGGACUACGAUCCCGGAUUUCUGCAAUGGGAAAGCAUGCUGACUUAUUGGACUAUGCUCAAAUAUCCCAUGCCGAAGCAGAAACGAAUUGCCCUUGCUAGGAUAUACUAUCACAUGUGCACUACCCCUGGCAUGCCCACGCACAUAGUCGCGACGUGCGCUGACGGGUUCCGGGCCUUGACCCGGUCCAAGAAGAAGAUUUCCAUAGAGGAUCUAAGGCUCCCUUGGAAGCCCGUCUUCAAGAUAUUGAGCAAAGACCUAUACCUUACUAGGCGUCAGUUCGAAAUAACUCAGACAUCAUGGUAUAUGGGAUAUGUCGCAGAUAAUGCCCGCAGGUUCUUCCACCCAGCAGCCAUUGAUGAAAUGCUGGCGACAUUCUUGCCUAAUUUCAAUGGCACGAACUUGGACAGCGUCCUCGCUACACAAUAUUAUAUGGUUACGUUCCUCCCUUUGACACAUCCGCAAUCCUACCUUCCGCUGUUAUUCCGUCUAUGGGAGUCUGUCAAUUCGUACAUGUACGAUGACAGGAUGCUCCAACUCUUGUCUCGCCUGGCGGAAAUGCACGUAGAUCCCACGGUUAGCGAUCCUGCUAGGAUCAAUGAAAUUCCAGACGACGCGAAGUCAGAAGAUGAGGGCAGGCCUGACUGGCCGAAAACCGACUGCUAUCCCGGCGGUCAAUGGAGCGGUGUAUACUCUGAUGUCGGGAUUUUCUCUGACCACGAGUGGAACCUGAUUAUGUGCAAAUGCCUGGCCUCCAUGGAGAUUCCUCUUGCUGACGGUGGAGGGUCGUUGACAACAGGCCCUUCCGCCGACAAAGAGGCCGGCUUCGAAAUUGGCCGGGUGCCAAAGCCAGCCUGGCGGAUAGCAUCUUUGGCGCAUAUCAUCGUUUACUCUAUGGCACCAGAUAGCAUGCCGUCGCCUCCAUCGAACAUGCCUACGCCGAUGGCUACCACGCCCUUUGGCGGUUCGGGUACCGCUACUCCCCACAUAAAUGACGCAUUCAACUUAGGAGACUACCUUUCUGCUCCGCUUGGGAGAGCAGGACGGGCCAAGUACCGGACUUAUCUGGGAGGUUCCAAGGCUCUGGACUCCCUAGCGAAGCUAAUCGCUUCCACCGAGAGUUUCUUCCAUCCUACGAACUCCGGUUCCUGGACAGCAGAUCUAAGUGCAUUCAUCAAGUAUAUUGUCUAUGACUUCAACAAACGCUGGCACGAAGAGCAGGACCCGGCAUGCAAAACUCCCAGGAAUCGAAGAUUGACUCGAGACAUGAAACGGGAACUUGUAAAAAGUCUGCGAACUGUGGCUCUGCUGGCCAUGUUCUCGCAAGAAUCAACUACGGUUUCUAAUAUCCAGAGUUGCUUGAAGUCAAUGAGUGUUAUGGAACCGGAUCUCAUUCUUUUCCCUAUCUUGGAACGAGCAAUACCAUCUUUGGAGUCGCUCGUGGAGACACAACGGACGAUGGCGGUCAUCAAGGCCCUCGGUGCUGUGGCGCCUGCCGUCGUUUGCCGCGACGUUUAUUAUCCUGGCGCGAAGCAUCUAAUUAAUAUUCUUGAGUUGCUCCUGCCUGGCAUAGAUUUAAAUGAUCCCUCGAAGACUCUAUGCACUACCGCGUUUCUCGUGGAGAUAUCUCAAUACAUCAUGAUAGACGACCUGACAGCAUAUGAUGGGGAUGCAGUCGACGGUAUGGCGAUCGACAUGGAGACUCCUUCAACAAAGAAGCAGCUCCGCAGCAGGCUCUCAGAAGCCAUGCCCAUGCUCGAUUUUCGAACGCAUCAUGAAAAUAUUGAGCCAGGUCAAGAGCGCCGAUUAACUAGGGCCGAAGAGGAUGCGCUCCUGAGGGACGCCACUGGAGCCUUCGCAGACUGGGUUACCAGUUUCUUGCGGAGAGUUAUCCAGCUCUUUGAGAAUUUACCAGACGAACGUGGCGAUGGGACCGCUGCUGGAGGCACUACCGAAAUCCAGAUUAUCGAUGCAGUCGCUGGAGCCUGCAGCCAAAUCUGCGUACAUUUGUCCGAGCCAUUAUAUGAUCUGGUGCUUAAUCUCGUAUACGACUACGCCACAACCAAUGUUCGGGCGAACGCUGUGCGCGCCAUACAUCAGCUGGUGGAAUGCAUUGCAAAUGCCAAUCCGGAGAAGACUCUUGCUAGAUUCUUGCCUUUCUGCUCACGGAACAUCCGUGCCGAGUUGGAAGGGGGUGCGAGUUCCAUUCGCACAACUUCCACAGCGUCUACCUCUCUUCCCUCUGAUGCAACGUUGCAUUGGAAUUUGGCUAUCUUGAGAGGAGCUAUGUACAACGAUGGAAGGGCUGUUGUCAAGUACAAGGAAGAGCUUCUAUCUCUGUUGAGCCUGCUGCAUGACAAGACAUUGGCCAAGCGCGGUUUCUCUUGGAGUGGCAAGCUACUAUCCAGCAUUCUUCUUACUUUGACGCACACGUACCCACUGGAGAACCGGUUCGUGAAUCCUGACGAAUGGGAAAGUGAAGGUGGGCCGUCAGUACAAGAGCAUAGACACGAAGAUGAAGCGGGUUUUGCAGAUUUCCGCGCCAAUCAUAUCCGGUAUUGGGGUAAACUGUACAAACCGGAAGAGGUGAAGAUCUCCUGGCAUGUUCCCAGUGCGGAGGAGAUCGACUUCGCCCUCGAGAUCUUCAAAGAUCUCGUCGAACCAACGUUGGAUCAAUUAUACAGGCUUCUGGAUAAAGAUGUAUCCCGAGAUGCCAUAUGGCGCAACGAUUUCUGCCGACAUUUGACGUUCGUGCGCGAUGCGUUCUCAGGAAUUCCUACCUUGGUAAAGGAGUAUAUCUCCUCAGAGGAAAUACGUCAUGCCAUGGAGACUAGUGACAUUCUGAACGAAAUCCCGGAAAUGAUAGCUACAGUCGAAGCGCUAGAGUGUGGCUUCCCACUUUCCGAUCCACAGGAUGAAAGGUAUCAGUAUAUAUCCACCUUGCGUCGCCGCUACGGAGAAUUCCUGCAUUUUGCUUCUAUUUCGUUGUUAAAGCAAGGCGAGGAGAAUACGUUGGAUGCUGUGCAUAUGCUAAUCCGCUCGAUACGAACUUACAUGCUUGAGUAUGGCGAUAACCGGGAUAGUUACUACAUACAGAGCGACCAGUACAAUACUGAACGAAGCGUAACGCGCCAGUAUGCUGGUCAAAAGAUCUGGCCUCGAGCGGUUUUCGUUCGUCGGGCUAGGCUUUACCAUUCUGCUCGGCUGCGGUGGAACUCGAUUGAGAGACGGCGAGGGCUUUUGGAGGACUCCCUCAUUGACGAUGUGUUGCAAUGGGCUAUGUGGCACUAUGCUAUAGUUAGAGAAUCCGCACAGUCUUUGCUCGAAUCCCUGUCUACUGUAUACGAUGGACUGCGUCGUCGCUGCUUGCCAACUUUAUAUAAAGCUUUGGACCCGGGUACCGAAGACGACCGGAUGAAAGGUGCCCUGUGGACCCUGACUUCUAGUAUCUUCGUCAAGUACGCCGUAUCAGAACCCACUCUGGCUAACCAGUUCAUCUCCAAAGUUUUUGCAUGUCAGCACAAUGAAAAGCCUUCAGUUCAAAAUCGUGUAGCUGCUUUGCUUGAUGGCUGUCUGAACAGUUUUGUCGAGCCAUGCUUCCUCAUUUACAGGAUUGAAAAUAAGGCGCUCGAUCGGGCUUUGCGACAACUGGAAGGUAUUCUUCCCUCUCACGGCCAAAACGACAGUCUAGUGUCUCGUUGUAAGGACAAAAGAGUUGAGCGCAUACGAAUGGCAAAUAAGGCCAUCGAGGCCACGACUGACGCAAUCCUGAAAAUCGCUGCCUCUACGAAAACCCAUUGGAAAUAUGCAAUCGUAGCCAUCAGGUGCCUGCGGACCCUCAUACGCCGGGAUUUACCACUAUCUCCCGCCAUCGCAGGCUAUUUCAUGCAGAAGACCCAUGACGCUCAUCCCUCUAUACGCUAUUAUGCGCAAAGAGCCUUGAUGAAGGUCUCGCGGUACAUCAAGCUUCGCACAUACCACCAUGAUGUAGUAGAUCUGGUUCUAGAACAGAACCAUCACCCGUUAAGACGGAUUGUCAAGAUCAAUUCUCCUUCGCAUGCAUUUACCCAAGACUUCCUCAAGAACUUUAGGAAACCUGUGGAUCGUGAGCUGGCUAUGCGGGAACCAUUACUGUGCGAUAAGGCAGCCACUGGGUGGCUAGCCUGGGGCGAGACCAUGGACUUUUUUUUGUUACCGCCCACUGAUGGUGCGACGCAGCAGUGGGAACCAGAUAGCGCAGCUGCUAUUGCCGCGAUCCGCGACAUUGCGAAAGACAUGACGUACUGGAAGAAACUUACAGGUCAUUUUUCUUCGGAGAACCAUAAUGAGACAAUUUCGCAAGACCACGUCUCUUGUGUAAAGUCUAUCUUCCAACUCCUGGGAGAUGAACCCUUAGACGCCAUGAGACCCGUAUUGGAGGAUCUCAUCAAGGACUCCGAUAAAAACAAGCAACGUGGCGCCGCCGAAUUAUUGGCCGGUCUCUUUGGAGGAUCGAAGCACUGGCCUGGAAAGAUUCAGCAACGAGUCUGGGACUGGUUUCAGCCGCGAAUCAGCAUGAUAUUCGGGCAGAGCGUCAAAACUGACACAAUGCUCAUCUGGACGUCAUUCCUUGAAUACGUAUUCUAUAAUAAGGACCCUCGUCGAGUGCAGCCAUUGGUCGAUUAUCUCGUCGACGAGUUCCGCCUGAUCGAUUAUAAUGGCGAAUCGUCCUUCGACGCAGUGAAGACUUUCUGUUUCUUCCGGGCGUUCUAUGAAGAGUUGAACUGGAAAUUCUGGCCUUGGACGGAAGAUAUCCUGCGGCAAUGUUGGCCUCAGAUAAGCAGCGAACACGAUGAUGUUCGCGCGUAUAUUGCUGAGUACCUGUCUUUCUGCGAUCGAGUCCAGUGGCAACCGCGGGGCUCCAUGCCCACAGCGGAAGUUGUGGUCCGAGAAAGUCGAACUGCGCCUCUCGAGCAGGAUGUGAUAGGUUCUCGAGGCUAUUUCCAUAGAGAGCACGUUUCGGAGCUAGUGAAGAAGUUCAAGAUAUGGCGAGAACAACGUCUCCCUGGUGUUCGAGCUUUCCAAUCGACCUACGAUAGAGUCGGCGUCACAGUAUGCAAGUGGCUCUGGCACUUGAUACAUGACACCCAUGCCAUGCCAGUCUUUGAUUAUAUCUUACCACUCAUGCCGGAGUUGUUCCGCUUCACUGAGCUUCAUGAUAAUGACGAGCUCUCUUCGCGGGCUAGCAUAUUGCUUGUCCGAAUGUGCGGGGUGACUCCGCCGCUUUCCCUCGUGAAUGCCGUCCUAGAUGCCAUCUUCGAUGCGAUUCAGAAUUCUCCCUCAUGGAGAGUCCGUUUGAAAGCAAUACCUCUAGUACAAGUGUUUUACUUUCGCCAGAUGCCGGUAAUUAGUGAGAUUAAGCUUGUGGAGAUACUUGAGGUGGUAUGCAAGUGUCUAGACGAUGAUGUCAUUGAAGUAAGAGAAAUGGCGGCCACAACACUCUCGGGUAUCCUACGUCUUUCCCCUCGUCGGAGCAUACUUACUUUGAAAGAUCGUUUCGUCCGAUCCCUCAAGGCCGCUUAUUUACCCGAUCGUAAGGCUCCAACGUACAACCGUGCACUUCGCCAGCGCCACGCCGCGAUCCUCGGCAUCUGUGCGCUAGUGGAUAGUUAUCCAUACACAGUCGAACGAUGGAUGCCCGAGCUUAUCACGAGCGUACUAGCAGAACACAACUAUGAUCCUAUACCAAUUUCUACGACGGUCAGCAAAUGCGCCAGUAAUUUCAAGAAGACCCACCAAGAUACUUGGCAUGAAGACUCUAAGCGGUUCGAUGAAGAACAGCUGGCGAGCCUAUCAACAUUGUUGACCGGUUCCUCGUAUUAUGCUUGAUUUGGUACCGAACGUAAUGCAUAGUUGAUGUUAUCCAGUUGCAUUAUCAUAAUCCGUAAUACUGUAAUAAUGCCCCUCUCCGCCGAGACCGUGACUGGAAACGUCGACGACGUCUAGGCCAAUAUAGCAAGAAUUAAACCCCAAAGAUUUGAGAUACACAAGAAGCUAGCUGUAGCCCAUGAAGGCAGUCCUCAACCCGAAGAAAAUGAGACAAGGUAAGACAUUUAGACUCGUAAAGGAGGUAUUUCAGUGUGCGAAGACGUCCGUGGCGGAGCGGAGGUCGGUGUCAAAGGAAGAUGGCCUGCUUCCGGGUCGGCAACUGCGAGGCCCGCAUCUGUAAGUUCCCUGCCGUCCGCCGUCCCCUUCCUCGCGCCAGCGUCGGGUACUGUGUCAAUUGGACGGUUGUUCUGUCCGGAGCGAACGCGAUUAUUCGACGUCUCCUCGCGAAUUUCCGCAAUCAAGUCGUCGAUGGCGUACCACGCGACAGACGAAUACGCUAUGCCUCUCCACCAACCGGCCAGGUCCGCCGGGGCAAUGUAGGCAUGUGCGUGCAGGUGAUCCGUAACGGGUAUUUUGUUGUCUUUGAACGGCGAGGUAAUGAAUCCUAUACGAAAGGCGGACUGGUCUGUCUGGAGCGGAGUUGAUGAGCUGCCGACUGAAGGGUGGUAUGCUGGGGAGGCUGGGGUGGAUAGAGAGGACAGGAGUUUCUUUCCAAGGAGCUUGACGUGGGAGAGCAAUGGGAGGUCACUUGAGGAUAGGGUGUACAGUGAUGGCACAUGCAAGUUGAACACUAUGACGAUGUGGCCCUUGCUGGACACAGGGUUCGCCUUUUCUCUAUAGCACGUGAAGUUGUCGUCUCGCCAGAGCACCUCUGGCUGCGUCGACCCAGCUUGAAAGACCGGGGAACGGGGAGAGUUCGGAAGAG
Messenger RNA from Gloeophyllum trabeum ATCC 11539, 7024 nucleotides. RefSeq lists its product as uncharacterized. Gene Ontology annotation, biological process: proteasomal ubiquitin-independent protein catabolic process. NCBI's taxonomy places the organism in Eukaryota, Fungi, Basidiomycota, Agaricomycetes, Gloeophyllales, Gloeophyllaceae. Gene Ontology annotation, cellular component: cytosol; nucleus. Bases 1 to 6099 code for a protein of 2032 amino acids. The record is from RefSeq and is a predicted model, not a curated record. Gene Ontology annotation, molecular function: peptidase activator activity; proteasome binding. The transcript is spliced from 51 exons.